AUGUGGCCUCAUCAAGGAAAACCUACAGCCGGGGCUUGGAGGAACUUGGACAUAUCAUCCCAAUCUACUACCAUUGUCCAUCAAAUAUUUGGAGGCUUUCUGAGAUCCAGAGUCAUCUGCUUCAGCUGCAAAGCCAUUUCUGAUUCCUAUGAGGCCUUCCUGGAUGUCCCUUUGGAUAUCAAAGCAGCCUCAUCCCUCACUGCAGCUCUGGAGGACUUUGUAACACCUGAGCACCUGGAUGGUGAAAACUGCUUUAAAUGUAGCAAGUGUGAGAAGAAUGUUGCCGCCACUAAGAGGUUCACUGUCCACCGUGCACCCAAGGUUCUCACUGUGUGUCUGAAGAGGUUUGACUGCUUCACUGGUGGGAAGAUCAGCAAGGUUGUAGAGUAUCCGGAGUACUUGGAUCUUCGCCCAUACAUGUCUCAGGCAGAUGGAGAAGCACUCCUCUACUCCUUAUAUGCUGUCCUGGUGCACAGUGGUGUCAGCUGUCAUGGAGGACACUAUUUCUGCUACACAAAGGCCAGCAAUGGAUUGUGGUACCGGAUGGACGAUGAAUCUGUGGAGCUGUGUUCCAUUGACACAGUUCUCAGGCAGCAAGCCUACCUGCUGUUCUAUGCCAGAUGCUCGGAUCUGAGAAUUGGAGAAAGGGCUUCUUCCUCACUGGCACCAUCACAUGCCCCUUCCUUCCUCAGUCAGUGUGUGGCCAGCAGCAAGCAGGCGGGCUCUGUUGGACCACAGGGUCUGACUGGUAGGACUAAGGGCAUGAAGGACACUGGCAGGGAGCGGUCCCGGAGCAGAUCCCCUCUGUGGGGCAGGGAUCUCCGCAGCUGGUCUGUGGACACCACAGACUAUGAUGACUCUUCAGAGAGAAGAACUGGUCCUCCAAGUCGUGACCGUGGUCCUAGGGAUAGCACAGCUGCAAGGCCUUCCAAGAGGAUCUGCCGGUGGGCUCCCGCUCCCAGGGCUGCUCAGGAGCAAACCUUGCUGAGGCAGAGGGAGCCAAGCAGAUCUGUGCGGGGAACUUACAACCUUUGCAGGAAGGACACUGGCAGGGAGCGGUCCCGGAGCAGAUCCCCUCUGUGGGGCAGGGAUCUCCGCAGCUGGUCUGUGGACACCACAGACUAUGAUGACUCUUCAGAGAGAAGAACUGGUCCUCCAAGUCGUGACCGUGGUCCUAGGGAUAGCACAGCUGCAAGGCCUUCCAAGAGGAUCUGCCGGUGGGCUCCCGCUCCCAGGGCUGCUCAGGAGCAAACCUUGCUGAGGCAGAGGGAGCCAAGCAGAUCUGUGCGGGGAACUUACAACCUUUGCAGGAAGGACACUGGCAGGGAGCGGUCCCGGAGCAGAUCCCCUCUGUGGGGCAGGGAUCUCCGCAGCUGGUCUGUGGACACCACAGACUAUGAUGACUCUUCAGAGAGAAGAACUGGUCCUCCAAGUCGUGACCGUGGUCCUAGGGAUAGCACAGCUGCAAGGCCUUCCAAGAGGAUCUGCCGGUGGGCUCCCGCUCCCAGGGCUGCUCAGGAGCAAACCUUGCUGAGGCAGAGGGAGCCAAGCAGAUCUGUGCAGGGAACUUACAACCUUCGCAGCCGGUUUGUGCCGUACACAGACUAUGACCGCUCACUGCGGAAGAGAAAGAGGGAGAGAACAAGUCCUCCACGUUGUGACCAAGUCUUAGUGAAUACUGCAGUUCCAGGGCCCUCCAAAGCCAGCUCCAAGCAGGCUCUCAUGCUCCGGGCUGCUCAGGAGCAAACCCGACAGAGGCAGAGAGAGCAGAGAAGAUCAACAUGGCGGGGCUAUGAUUGCCACAGCCAGUUUGGGCAGUACACAGACUACCGCCCUUCAGAGAAGAAGAGGAGGGUUUCCACGCCCCAGAGAUUCACGUCAGACAAGCAUUCAGGGCACUCUGGCAAUGAUGGCAUUGGAUUAUGGCCCUGGCUCAAGCAGAACGGAAGACUAGCACUGCGUUUAUUAGCCAAGGCAUCCUUGUUUUCGACACGCCUACUCAAACCUGAGUGA
Messenger RNA from Pseudopipra pipra, 2013 nucleotides. RefSeq lists its product as uncharacterized. The record is from RefSeq and is a predicted model, not a curated record. Bases 1 to 2013 code for a protein of 670 amino acids. NCBI's taxonomy places the organism in Eukaryota, Metazoa, Chordata, Aves, Passeriformes, Pipridae. Gene Ontology annotation, biological process: protein deubiquitination; regulation of apoptotic process. Gene Ontology annotation, molecular function: cysteine-type deubiquitinase activity. The transcript is spliced from 9 exons. Gene Ontology annotation, cellular component: nucleus; cytosol.